GUACCAUUUUGGAGACGCGCCGGGGGAACGCUAACAACAACCCCUGGCGUUGACGAUAUGCACCGCCGGAUAGCCAAACUGUUGCGGAAAGAGCUCUGUUGCUGUUGUGUCGUGAUAAAUCUUCCCAAAACUGUACGCGGCAGAUGCGAGAAUAGUGCCAUGACAAACUGUGACUUCAUCGGAUGACAAGUGAUUCACGCGACGUAUAUGGCGUGUAGCCUCCGCUUGUGGCGUGGCAUUUGCAUAUUCUCACCUGUACGCUCGUGUUUGUUUUUGAGUUAAAUAAUUGGCCGAAACAUUCUGUCCCAAAACAAGCAACGGAGCUCAAUAAUGCAUUCGCUCUGGGGAGGAGGACAUUGUUUCACGCAGUGGUUGGCUCGAUCGAUCGAUCGACAGUGUUCGAACACGAAACCGAUCACUUUCACGCGGGUGUCGCGUGGGCGACUUGAGCAUUCAUCUUCACCAGUUUCGUCUUUGGUGGAGUUUUUUUUUUGGGAGACGAAAACAAGUCUAAAACGAUCCUAAUAAGCAAAUACGGUAACACGCUUGUGUUUCAUCGUGCCAGGCCUAAUCUGUGGCAGUUUUUGGGGGAUAGUGGGAGAUCACAUAAAAAUCGCUAAUUUAUCGCACACGAAUUGGUGGUCGAAGAGGUGCUAGAGCUGAAAUUAACUAAUAUUUUAUUUCACCUUAAUUAACGCUAUUAAACAAAUUUACGAGCAGAGCAGAGCGUUUAGGUUGAAAUAAAUUAGCCAUUGUCCAGCAGCUAAAGGUGCAUUUGGGUACGGAGAAAAAGGGCAGCCAACGAACCAUCGCAGCACUUGUUUUGUUGAAGCGGCUCAGUUUUCCCUUUUUUUAAUUCACCUGCUGGGGGUUGGUGGCUUUUCGCUGGGAAGUUGGUCACAGAGAUAGCGCCACGGAGACACUCCACACGCGUGUAACUUUGACAUUUUGGGGCCCUCUGUGUGCAAGCGUAUGUGUAACAUAAUCCCUAUUACGCGGGCUUGGAGACUCUGGUUUUAUGUGUGCCUUCGGGGGCCUUUUGCCUGCAAGGUGCGGUUUUUGAGGCUGAGGUUUUAUAGCGCGUCUGCAUUUAUGUCGUUUCGAACGUCAUUUACAGCUCAUCGACACUCUCGUUCGCCGUUAAUGGGAGUCUGCGUUGAUCGGGGCUGGGGUUUUGCGCAUUACGAUCUGUAGAGCAGAAAAGGAUAGGUAGAUAAUCCGGGUCAGUUUAUUUAAUCCGAUUGUGACGUACAGAUUCCGUAGUACAGCACAACGACAGCACGAAACAGUACAAGAAUAUGGCAAAUUGUGUGGCAGAGCGCAGCAAGAGACAUGGUGGAACUGAUGGAUAGGUGAAUAGAUCUAGUGGAACAAGAAUGAGGAGUUAAAUCUAACAAAACUGUUUAAAUACUCACAAGGUAGUUGGUAAACAUUGGCUCAAAUCAAACAUCAUCAGCUAUCUGCAAACAACAUUGAACUCGUAUAAAACAAGAGCUCUGAAGCACUAAGUCAAUCAAAAGACGAUCAAUCGAAUCGGAAGUCGUUUAAGCUGCAACUGUAAUAAAACAGUGAAUAUAAAAUGUUCAACAAGCUGCACCUUGUGUCACUGCUAGCAUGUGGACUGUUCGUGAUCGCGCAGGCUAACACGGUUAAGAAGUGCGAGAAUAAAAUGCCAGCCUCACUCAAGAGCCAGCUGUGUGAGAUUCGCAAGUACAAACUGCUCGACACUCCCGAUAUGGACAAGCAUAUGGAUUGCGUUAUGAAGGCGCUCGAUUUCGUUCGGCCCGAUGGAACGGGUGAUUACCACAAACUGAUCAAACCGCUGAACGCGAUCGAGAAGGACCGGAAGCAUGAUUUCAACCUGGAAAAGUGUGGCGGACAAACGCAGCACCUGCCGGUUGGAAAACGUGCCAAUGCUUACUACAAGUGUUUGGUGGAGUCCACGUCUGGCGACGCGUUCAAGAAGGUGUUCGACACGGUGGAGUUGGUGAAGGCGAAAAAACUGCCAGCCUUGUCACAGUACACAUCGGUUGUGGAUAAGAUGAUGAAGAAAAUCGAUGACAAGAUUUGCAACUAAAGAAAGGACCUACGAUGGAUAUGUAAUGAAGAUUAAAUAAAGCUAUUGCCAUAUUGAUGC
Molecule: messenger RNA, 2137 nt
Organism: Anopheles coluzzii
Lineage: Eukaryota; Metazoa; Arthropoda; Insecta; Diptera; Culicidae
Product: 37 kDa salivary gland allergen Aed a 2-like
Exons: 3
Coding region: 1580-2077 (165 amino acids)
Biological process (GO): sensory perception of smell
Molecular function (GO): odorant binding
Source: RefSeq, a predicted model, not a curated record